GCAGGGUAGAAGCACCCUCCCAUUUCGUCAGUCUUCCCUCCCAUAACAAGGCUGGGCCCCAAGCUGAGUUCAUGUGUGCGUUUUGCCCACACGUUGCCCUCCCUGCAGAUUGCUCACACCGGACCGAAGACGGAGGCUGUUGCAUGAUUUAAGAUAUCUCUGCAGAAGGAAAUCCCCAGUGCGGCUUCUACCGUGCAGCUGUCCGAAUUACGUUUUCGUGUCAAACACUGGAAACUGCACGGUGAGGGAGCCAGUGUGAAUCAUGCUGUCUCUUGGCGCCAUGAAAGAUGGCGUCAUCCUACCCAGUGAGGAAGACCGGAAACGGAUUAUCACCCAAAUGAAAGUAAGGACGACCCUGAAAGGGGACAAGAGUUGGAUCCAUCACAAGUCUGAUUCUGAGGAGAAACAAAACCACAGUCCACUGACACCUUGUACAGCGCCAUCUUCCCACAGAGAACCACAGUCUCCUUCAGCACAAAAAAAUCUUUCCCCAAAUUCUUCUACUGCCACAUCAUCUUCUGGGUAUCUCAUCAGGGGAGUUUUCACCAAGACCAUUGAUAAGUCGUCUCCUUCCAAGACAGCAUCCAAUGAGACGCAGAAAAGUGUCAAGAGCCCAAGUCAGACCUCCCCCACCACCCAAGGGCCCAAGAUGUCCACUGAGGAUUACAAAAAACUAGCUCCCUACAAUAUUAAGCGUGAACUCUCCUACCCAGCAGAUGGACAACCCUCUGUUUCUCCAGAGGAGCAGAAAAAGAGGACAGAAGCUGCUAGUAGUGUCCUGAGACGAACGGCCGGCAGAGAACGCUCCUAUGUCCUUUCAGCGGCAAAGAAAACUGGAGGAAGUCCAGCACAGGAGGUAUCAGCCAUUGUGGCUAAGAAGAUUGAUGUACCAGAUGACUUCGGUCCACGAUCCAGAAGUCAGACCGUACCUGCCUCUGCCUGGUUCAACAGUCGUGGGAAGAGCACUAACGGAGAAAGAAGAACCUCAGAGUCUCCCCAGAAUGAAUCAAGAUUGGCCAAUACUUCUGUGAGAACCAAUGUUGAUACAAACAGCAGCAGAAACGUGGCCUCAGAACCCCACCUUGAAACUUCAUUCAACUACUCCACACCUGUGGAGAGCAGUAACAAGUCAGACGAGAAGUAUGAAAUGAGUCCUGGACAUGAUUCUGUCCCCAGGGUCCCUACUUCUCCAAAGAGAAGUGAGAAGAAUGAAACGCAGAGUCGCACGUUUUUUGACAAAUCUGUCCUGGAGUACAAACAUGAAGUCUCCAAUGGAGAAAGAAAACCCAAAGAUCCAGACUCAAAAGCUACAGAAUUCUUCCAUCAUCAGCCAACCACAGAAAAGGAAAACACUGAAGUAUACCCAGGAAUGGGGUACAGGACAUCCCUCCACCUGGACAACAAUGAGGGUCUUGACUCAAAAAGGUCUGAACUACAGCCUGGGGAAAGCAGCCUGAGUACCACUGGAAGCCAGUGUGAACUUCUAAGUAUUCCCAAGAGGGAGGAAUUGGAUAUGAAUAUUUCCAGGUACAAUUCCUUUGCUACAGAGAGUAGAAUUACCUGCCCACAGAACCAGUACCAGAAUCAGAGAUCAGGUGAAGAUUCAGACAGGAUUUUUUCACAUCUGGAUCGUCAAGCUGGCCAUUUUAUCAGAUCUUCAGAGUCUAGGAAUGGAAUAAACAGGAACAAUCAACUUUACAACCGUAGAAUGUUGGGAUUCAACAACGGCAUAGCAUCCUACUUGUACAACCAGCCAUUCAACAGCAGAAGCAUGUCUUACUACCCCUUCAGAGAUGCUGGCAAUAGCAUUCCAAAAAGCCAUCGGGUGCCUUUUUAUAAGGACAUCUGUGACACAGAGAGUGGAAGGAAUUUGACUGAUUCUGAGGCAAAGGACCUCCCUGCUUCCUUUGAACAGAAGAAUUUUUCUAAUUAUGAAUCAGAUUCAUCUGCAUCAGGCAAAGGCCUCCUCUUUGUGAAAGAAUCCAUCAAAAGUAUGGAAAUGUCUUCCUCCCCACGUUACAACAGUCGCAGCUUGGUUGACUUGUCUGAACUGGAGAAUCCAAGCUACAGCAGUACCAGCUACCUGAAUAACACAUCUCCCAAAAGGUCUUUGGAAGAUAUUUGUACUUAUUGUGGCCGAGUAAUCCGCAACUGUGCCAAGAUAUCUAUUGAGAACCUCAACAUCAGCUGCCACGAAUACUGCUUCAAAUGUGGAAUCUGCCACAAGCCCAUGGGAAAUCUCUUGGAUCAAAUCUUCAUUCAUCGGGAUAUUGUCCACUGCGAUAAGUGCUACGAGAAGCUCUUUUAGAUUCCAUGGAUUGGACCAGCCUGCCCGAAGAGACGCCUGCCUUCACCUGUAUGCCUGGGUUCUCCAAAGGACUCUUUGAUCCAGCAAGCAUCCUCUUCCCCAGCCAUUCCUCCUUCCUCAUCUCAGGCAGGCCAAGUGGUUUACCUUCAACAACGAUGAAGUUAAGUCAUUGAGGAUGCUACGUCAGGAAGAGGAUGUAUUGCUGCCCAAGUUUCAACAGACUGCAUUUGGGGGCUCCUCCCCAGUCUUGGUUGCUUGUCCAAAAGUCCUUCUGUCCUUCCUUCCACGAUGGUACCUUGGAUAUCCAUUCAUUCAACUUGGCUAGCCACUGAUAAGAGCAGGCUUGGUACAAGGAAGGAGAGAAACAGGUUUAUUCGUUUAAAAAAAAAAAAAAAGAGGUUGAAUCGUUUUUUUAUCAGGAACACUUCUCAUUCCAUUCAUCCCUGGGAAGUCUUUAGCCACAGCUAGGAACGCUCAGUUCCAAAAACAUGUGCCUUGAAUGCAAAGGAUUUUAAAUGGAGGCGUGUGCAAAAUAUUUUGAUUCCAAAGGCAUCGAGCAUCAGGC
Molecule: messenger RNA, 2873 nt
Organism: Notechis scutatus (mainland tiger snake)
Lineage: Eukaryota; Metazoa; Chordata; Lepidosauria; Squamata; Elapidae
Gene: ZNF185
Product: zinc finger protein 185 with LIM domain
Source: RefSeq, a predicted model, not a curated record